UGUUUUGCAUUUGCACAAUGGUUACAGGGUUUCUCUGGUUUUCCCCAACGGAUUUUCUACUGAGCAUCAUCAUGAACAAUGUUUCUGCUGUUUUCACUUCUGCGGUGUUGAGCUUCUUCGUCUUCACAGCUUUCCUCCUGAUAGUUCAAUGGCAGAAACAAUCUUAACAUCUCCAGGAAAUUUUCAACCGACAAAUAGCUGCUUAUCAGCAUGCUGUUUUCUACUCAAAUGCAUCCACAGAGGACAGGUAUUACCUACUCAGUUUGAAUCAUUACUUCAUCAACACCACUGCAAUAGAAUUAUUUUGAGGUUUGGACUGCGGCAAUGGCCUAUCAUAGUUACGGAUCAUAGAUUCGCACAAGGAUGGGAUGUUUUUUGUGAACACAACAUUGUUAAAAGGCAUGACACGCUAUUACUUCAACAUAGCGGGAAUCUAAUAUUUGAUGUCAUUCACUUUUGUGAAUUGCAAAAACAAGUUCUUUUGCCUUGGACCGUUCCCCUACCAGACCUGUUGCACAUGAAUGCCAUUGCAUCAAGAGAUGAUAUCCACAUGGCCGCUGGACAGCAGCAAGUUGUUUCCUCGCUGAGGCCAAAUUUCUGUCAAGAUCUAUCUGAUUCGGUGUGCUUUUAUCAAAUCUUUAACUCGGCAACUCCAAACAGUUUGAAAAUUCCGCGUUAUAUUGAUCACUUCAUCAAUGGUAUCAAGACUCCCAUGUUACUUAUCAACACUGGACACAGAAGUGCUCAAAUUGGUGUAAAGCAUAAACGCCUUCACCAAAACUGGAGAGAUUUCGUUCUUCAACAUCAAUUGCAGCACAACGAAACUCUUGUCUUUGUUCUGGAAUCUGAAAAUAUAUUUACAGUUUUGAUCUUCGAUGAUACCGGAGUUGAAAAAAAUUUUCCUUGGUAUCACACAUUCAAUGUUUAUUCGGAUGCUUAAUGAGUUUAACUGAA
This is a messenger RNA of Coffea eugenioides, 954 nucleotides long. RefSeq lists its product as uncharacterized. NCBI's taxonomy places the organism in Eukaryota, Viridiplantae, Streptophyta, Magnoliopsida, Gentianales, Rubiaceae. Bases 149 to 940 code for a protein of 263 amino acids. The record is from RefSeq and is a predicted model, not a curated record. The transcript has 6 exons.